Molecule: messenger RNA, 6066 nt
Organism: Linum trigynum
Lineage: Eukaryota; Viridiplantae; Streptophyta; Magnoliopsida; Malpighiales; Linaceae
Source: the annotation of a GenBank genome assembly
UUAUAUCAAUGCAUAUGAAUGAGAGAUAAUGAUGUAGGAAUAGGGGUUACACGUAACUCCCAAGUGAGCAUCUAAUGUGGUAGGGCAUUGGUCAUCCAUAUAUCAAUAAUUACAUAAUACUACCCCUUGGAUGACCACUAGAUUGCAUUACGCUAUCUCAUACCACCUCAUUAAAAACCUUACCAGGAAAACCAUGUUGGAAAAAAACCAUGGUUAAGGGAAAAAGAGUGCAGUGCGUAUAUGUUCCCCUGCAUGACCACAUCACUUCAGAUUUUGAGUCGUUGAACUCAAAUUUUACGAACAACUUUUAGAAAGAUUGUUGUCGGGAGUGAGUUAGUGAACAAUCUUUUAGAUUGUCAAUUUGAUGCAUGAUCUAUAGAUUUUCUUCAUACAUGAUCGUCAGGAUCAUUUCCUUUGGAAAUAGUUCACAAACACAAGUCCUUUAGAUAUGGUGGAUCACAAAGUGCAGCGAAGUACAUUCAAGACUUGCCAAACACGAUCAGCCCCCUAGAAAACACGCUCGACACUAAAAAACAUACUAUCGUGUAAUUUUCUCAGCCCUCGUAAUUGAAAACACGACAAAAUUAAUCCAACACAAGAUCGUAUUUUUCAGCCCGUGUAAUUUACCCCCUUUCACAAUUUUAGUCAUUUCUCCCUCAAUUCUUUACCAAAUCGAUUGAUUCUUUAUCCUACUUAAACUAGAGUUACUAAGAUAUAUCAUAUCCGAAAUUCAAUUCAUUUUAAUUUGUUUUUUUGGGGCUGACACUCGAUUCAAGUUGAAGGUUCAAAACUGUUUCUAACCACUAUCUCUUACAAUUUCAUUCCUUUAUUUGUAUCACCUCACUUUUUGCACUAGAUCAUAAUCAAGUAUCCAUGAAAAUUGGAAAAUGAUGCAUCAUGAUCAAAUAUGAUGAUUUACCAUGAUUUACACCCUUAACACAUGAUUUCCAAACCCAAAGUCAUGAGUUUUUCGAUAAAAAAAAGAAGUCAUGAGUUCCAUUCAAUCUCUCUUGUAUCUUUAGGCAUGUUUGGGUUAUCCUUUUGUACGAUGGCUCUUCAUGGGUCCAUUUCCAUUGGACUUUGGCUUACAAAUUGAAGAAUAUGGAUUUCUGGAGCUAGUAAGGAAAGAAGGCUCUUGGAACUAGCAAAAUCUUAUCUUUGGGAGAAGCGUCAUAUUAAGCUCAGUUUAUUUAUGAAAUGAUAUAAUUUUUUUAUAUGAAGUAUCGUGCUUAGAUCUCAUAUUUCAUUUAUAAUUACAAACUUCAAAUCAAAUAUAGAAUUUUAUCCUAUAUUUGCCUGUAAGUAAAGAGCACUUCUACUAUGCUAUAUAGCAUUGGUGCUUUAAUGUACAACUCAAAGUUGUACCAUAACAUUAAAUGUAUAAGUUUAGGUUGUACCAUAAAGCAAUUUGUACCAUUAUGUUAUGGUACAACUUUACAACUUGAAAUUGUACCAUUACAUAAAGGUACAAGUUCAAGUUGUACCAUAAAAGAAUUUGUAAAAAAAGUAUAGGUACAAUCUGAAGUUGUACCAUAACGUAAAUGUACAAUUUUAAGUUGUACCAUAAAGGCAAAAACUUAUAGCACCAAUACUAUAUAGCAUUGUAAAAUUUCUCGUAAGUAAAUAUGUUUCUUACGUGCCCUGAAGAAAUACGUAAGGGCAUACUGAAUUUUAUAUAUAAGGACAAUUCUAGAACAUAAAUGAAAAUUUUGGUAUGAACUUUUAAAUAAGAUAGCUUUGCUCGAAUUUAGGGAGAAAAUGGAUAAAAUUGGCUUGAAAUUUAGAUUGACUGUUAAUAUUGAUAAUGGGUACAGAGAAAUAAUUGUGUGCAUUGGGAUUUUGGGGGGCCUGAAUCAAUUUCAUUUUUUGGAUUUGAUUUAUGAAAGUAAAAAUAUAAAAUAUUAGGAUAUGCUAAAGGUCAUAUCACGUGGUCUUAUUUAAACAAUUUUCUAAAAAAAGUUUCAUAUUUUUUUCAAGCUUUUUAGAGUUUAUAAAUAAAUGUUGUAGAAGCCACAGUGCGACCUAAAUCUCUUUUUGUAUCCAUUUCCAUCAAUAUUAAUGAUUAACCUCAAUUUCAAGCCAAAUUUGUUCAUUUGUUUAAAAUUUAGUCAAAACUGUCUUAUUUGGUGUUCAGGCAAAAAAAAAAAAAAAAAAAUUUACGCCAAAGUUCGAGCUAAAAUAGGAUAUUGUCUUUAUGAUGUAGAAGUCAAGUCAUAGCCACCUCAGCUUUGUAUGCUUAGUCAUAGACAGAAGAAAAUUUUGGCUCUCAAUAUUAACAGUCAAAUCAAAGAGAACAAGAGCUUGGUCUAGUGGUAAUAACACACUAGUCUUGAACUUGAAAGUUUCAGGUUCAAAUCUUUCAAGUAGCGCCAAUCACAAAAAGUAAACCCAUAAUACCCUUAUACAAAAAAGAGUCAACCCAAAUUCCAGGCCAAUUUGACCAUUAUUUUCAAAAUUCAAACAAAAUUGUUUAUUUGAAAGUUCAAACUAAAAUGGUCAUUUAUGUCACAAUCCAUGGUCUUAUUCUUAAAUAUAAACUUCAAACGGUUCUUACAUGUUUUUUGUUGGUUCACGAGGAUGAGCAAUGAGUGAGUCAACCACUAAACCCACUUGAACUCACACAAUUAUAACUCUUCUCAUACAUGUUCGGGUGGGUACAGUAGGUACGUGUGGAUCAUCUUUCUUUUACACAUAAAAUACACCUAGUUUUCAUGUCAAAAUGUUAAUCGUAAUUUAUUCAAUCAAGUGAUAAUGACUAUAUAUGAAUAUUAGUUGACUUACGACAUAAAUUAUACUUCACUUAUUUUUAAAUAUGAUAACUUGCUGUCCAACAUUUUGUAUUUGCAAAGGAGAUGAUUUAUUUCAGAUUAUGUCAUAAACUACGAUUAGUGGUUAUCGAUUUUCUGUAAUUCUAUAGUUCUAAUAUUGGAUUAACCUUUUCAAAUUAGAACAAUGAAAAUAAAGUCGAUUAAGAAAACUAAAACAAAUAAACAGUAAUUUUAUUCUAUAGAUCCGAUCUUGUUAUGCAAUGGUUAUGUACUUAUUGACCCUAUCUUGGACCCGGCCAAUUGCAGUUUGAGCCCAACGUAAAUUAAGGGGCUUGAGCACAGAUUUUGGGCUUUUGAACGGGUUGCUCUGCCAAUCGCCGAGGUAUUGGGAAACCGGCCUGGCCCGCCGCAUUUUCUGGUGCAAGAAAGCCUUGCUCAACUCAGAACACAGAGGCCAGCGCAGUGUGAUCGGACCUCGUCUCUCAGAUCAGAUAUGGCUGCCUCCAAGUUCGUCGCCGCCGCCUCGUUAACCCACUGCCGCCCCUUCACCUGCGCCGCCGCAUCCGCCGAUGCAGCCUCUCCCUACGGUUCGCGUCUCGCCCCUCACCCUCCAGACCUCAUCAAAUGGGUCAAGCGUGAAGGUGGAUUCGUCCACCAGGCCGUCAAAAUAUCGCGCGACGCUACCGGAUUCGGCCUCUUCGCCUCCCAGCCAAUCCCUAAAGGCUCCCAGCUCAUUGCUCUUCCCGAUCACAUUCCUCUGAAAUUCGCCAGCGGCGGCGAUGGAGCGGCUCCUUCCGUUUUGGCCAAUUUGGCUCGUCAUGUCCCUGAGGAGCUAUGGGCAAUGAAAUUGGGGCUGAAGCUUCUCCAGGAACGAGCCCAGUUCGGAUCUUUCUGGUGGCCGUACAUCAGCAAUCUCCCCGAAGCAUACAGCGUGCCCAUCUUCUUCCCUGGGGAGGACAUUAAGAACCUUCAGUACGCACCUCUGCUUCACCAGGUGAACAAAAGAUGCCGCUUUCUUCUUGAAUUUGAGCAAUUAGUGAAGCAUGUUCUCGACGGUGUAGAGACAAGCAGCAGCGAUCACCCUUUUGGGGGGCAAGCCGUCGAUGCAUCGUCUCUCGGAUGGGCAAUGUCUGCCGUCUCGUCGAGGGCAUUCCGUUUGCACGGAGGUGGAAGCCAUGGUGAUAUUGAUAUCCCCAUGAUGCUACCGCUGAUUGAUAUGUGCAACCAUAGUUUCAAUCCGAAUGCGCGAAUUGUUCAGGAGCAAGGGGGAAAUGAUGAUAUGCUGAUAAAUGUGGUUGCAGAGACUGCAAUUGAAGAGGAUGAUCCCUUGGUGAUCAACUAUGGUUGCUUGAACAAUGAUCUUUUCUUACUGGACUAUGGAUUCGUGGUGCCUUCGAAUCCGUAUGACUGCAUCGAGCUCAGAUUCGAUGGCGCGCUUCUGGAUGCUGCGAGCACAGCUGCUGGGGUAUCUUCUCCAAGUUUCUCAUCGCCUGCUCCUUGGCAGAAAGAGAUCUUAUCCCAGCUGAAGUUGGAUGGAGAAGCUCCUGUUCUCAAGGUAACAAUUGGUGGGCAGGAGCCCGUGGAGGGGCGAUUGUUGGCAGCUGUUAGAGUGAUGCUGACGAGCGACAGGGAAAUGGUGGAGAAACAUGAUUUGAGCACACUGAUGUCCCUGUCAUCUGAUUCUGAUGCACCUCUUGGUACCGCAACUGAAGUGGCGGCUCUUCGUACCGUGCUUGCUCUGUGUGUGAUUGCACUCGGACACUUCCCCACCAAAAUGAUGGAGGAUGAAUUGUUGCUGAAGAAGGGUGUCUCGUCGGCGACAAGUGAACUGGCCAUCCAGUUCAGAAUCCAGAAGAAGGCUCUCAUUAUAGAUGCGAUGAGAGAUCUAACGAAGAGGGUGCAGCUGCUGUUGUCCAAGUCCAAGGACAUGGCUAGUCCUCCCCAGGAAUGAAUUGAAGAAUGUAAGAAUGUUGAUUCGUUGUUUCCGGCUCCAUUUGCUUUGAUCAUGGGUCCAGUAAGCUCAAAUACAUAUGCGCUUAAACAUGGAGAAGAAGGAUGCUUGUGCAGACACAUUUCUCGGUGAUGGUAGCACCAGCGAGGUGCUGGAUUGAGCUUUACGGCAGUCACAGAAUCCCCAGUGGUAUUCGUCUGCAGGAACAAUGUAACAGAUUAAUUUCCAGGCGAUGGCAAUGUGGCGAAAGGCAAGCAUGUGCAAUUUAAAACAUCAAGGUCAUCGGCAAUGGUGCACUUGCUGUUUACAAUUCGAUUCAUGCUGUCCGUGGUCAUGCAAGGAAAACCAGUAUUAAUCGAGCAGCCGACGGAGAAGAUUGUCUGUUCGUUGUAGUGGCCACAUAAUGUCUCUGGUUCGCCGGAGCAAACAGCCAGAGGGAUUGGAGGGUUUGUGAAGGGUGAGAGUUUGCUUUUAAUUUAAGACAUUUUUCGAAUGAUUGUAGUAAGAUGUAACUCGGGGUAACUCACACAACUCUCAAUACAACAGCACAACAUUAUUGAUGCACUUUAACCAAUGACUGGCACAAGUGAAAGGCGAUGAUAAAUGGGCGCACAGUGGUGUUGUUCAUGGCCAGUGCGAGCAAUUAACAUCCGUCAAUUAACGACUCACAACAUGAAAUGACCAGACCUCGAUGGUUACUGACAGGACCUGCAACGACUUGCCACUUGCCUUAACCCACAAACAAACAUGUUCGCAAAAGGCAAAGCAUUUCUACCAAAGCCAUGGAUGUAUUCUGCUUAACCAUAAAUGUUUUAUAAGAUGAACCGAAACUGUCUGGUUCCUCAAGAGUGGUGGAAACAAGACCAGUUAGCAAUAAGGAGAUCCCAACUAAUUCCCACGAAGACAACGUCCAAUAUACAUCUCGGCUUUGGCUGAAAACAAAUCUCUCCAAGUAGGCUUCCACACCAACCCUGGAAUCCCAGGACAUUGUAUACAUAAGAACAGACUAAUCCACAGGAUAACAACAAAGUUGUUUAAUCAAAAGGGAUCUGAGGAAAGGGUCACUCUCAAUCAGCAUGAACUUCCAAUCGUGAUUAAACUAAGAGGUCGGAAUGGUGAGUAUAGCAGAUGAACAACAGCAGAGGAAGGUAGAAGAUAGAAUCAAAUACCGAACGUAUGUGGGAGUAACAACUGAAUUCAGAGACCUGCAUUUGCCAACAUCUCUUCCCAAGUAAGAACCCACCGAAUAAAGCUACAACUUCUGUAAAAACCCUAUUCGAAUAAUAAAACCGAACUCAGAAAGAUUCCAGAACAGGAGGCGAAAGAAUAUAAAGCUCUUGCAUUAUG